Messenger RNA from Colletotrichum spaethianum, 192 nucleotides. RefSeq lists its product as uncharacterized. NCBI's taxonomy places the organism in Eukaryota, Fungi, Ascomycota, Sordariomycetes, Glomerellales, Glomerellaceae. The record is from RefSeq and is a predicted model, not a curated record. The transcript has a single exon. The coding region runs from base 1 to 192 and encodes 63 amino acids.
AUGGUCGAUGGCAACGCUAUCGCAUACAAUGUCGCCGCCUUCAUCAGCACUCUGUUCCUCCUUGAGUUUGGUGCCAACAAAUCUGUUGAUCACACUGCUAUCGUCGCUCGCCGGACAGGAGUUCCGGACACGAUAAUCGCAUUGCUCACCGCUGGCGCAGGAUGGGAAGAGGUAACGCUUCGACCUAAAUGA